Messenger RNA from Nicotiana tabacum (common tobacco), 994 nucleotides. Its product is annotated as bidirectional sugar transporter SWEET1a. Lineage: Eukaryota; Viridiplantae; Streptophyta; Magnoliopsida; Solanales; Solanaceae. The record is from RefSeq and is a predicted model, not a curated record. Gene Ontology annotation, biological process: carbohydrate transport. Gene Ontology annotation, cellular component: membrane. Gene Ontology annotation, molecular function: sugar transmembrane transporter activity.
GCCGAAUCUGCUGAAGAAAUGUGGAUGGGAGCAUUCGGUGCAAAGCUCUCGUUGGCUAAUAACAUUAGUUUUACAGUCAUGAGAGGGUCCUCAGAAGCUGAAAAUUUCGUCAAAAAGCCGAAUCUUCUGAAGAAAUGUGGAUGGGAGCAUUCGGUGCAAAGCUCUCGUUGGCUAAUAACAUUAUGGAUUACAUUCAAAAGGAUUAUUAGGAAGAAAUCAACAGAACAGUUCUCUAGCAUGCCUUAUCUAAUAAGUCUGCUCCAAUGCUUGCUCUCAGCCUGGUACAGUUUACCUUUUGUGUCACCAAACAACCUGCUGGUAACUGUCAUCAGUGCCAUAGGCAUUGGCCUGGAGGCAACUUACGUGCUUAUUUUCCUCAUAUUUUCCCCCAAGAAAGGGAAGGCCAAGAUCUGCGGAUACCUCUUUGUGGUCCUUUCUAUCUUCUCUAGUCUGGCCUUGGUUUCCAUAUUGGCAUUUCAUGGCAAUAAAAGGAAGCUCUUUUGUGGCUUUGCGUUUGCAGCUGCUUGUGUUAUGAUGUAUGGUUCUCCUCUCUCUGUAAUGAGGCUGGUGAUCAAAUCUAAAAGUGUGGAGUACAUGCCCUUCUUCUUGUCUCUAUCUGUUUUCAUCAACAGUACUUCAUGGUUAAUCUUCGCCCUGCUUGGAAAGGAUCCUUUCAUUUUUGUUCCAAAUGCUGCCGGAACUAUAUUAGGAGCUGCACAGUUGAUUUUAUAUGCAGUUUAUCGUGAUAAAAAAGAAGUUAAGAAAGACGGAAUUAAUGAAUCAGUAGAUCAGAUGAGGACUGGGAAACUCCAAGACGAGAAGAUAGUUGACAUCCAAAAUGAGAAUGCAAAUCCAUAACAUUCAUAUGUACACAAAGUUUCUGAACUUUAUUACCCAUGUACUGUAAAGUUUCUGUUUGGAACCAAAAGUUAUGGUCACUUGUCUAAUGUCGAAUGAAAAAGGAGUUAGGUUCAAAAGUAUAGAGAAAGUUCAA